GGAUCUACCUGUUAGACAUGAUCUACAUCGACUCAGCCUAUCCUGCAUCAGACAGUAUCAUAGAGACAGAGCGGCGGACCAAUCAAAUGAACAACCUUCUGAGAGUCAUCUCCGACCUGCAGAUGUCAUGCAACUAUGAUUACUUGGUGACCCUGCCACAUGUCCAGAAGUAUCUGUUGUCUGUUCGCUACAUAGAGGAACUCCAGAAGUUUGUAGAGGAUGACAACUUCAAGCUGUCUCUAAAGAUUGAACCUGGCAACAGUUCCCCUCGGAUCGCUUCUUCUAAGGAAGACCUCGCAAGUCUGUCUGAAGUCUCGGCCUCUCUAAGGUAUAACCGACGGCCUACCUGCCCUGACACCUCUGUUGGGCUUCAUAUCCCCACCCCCCCUCCCUCUCACCACAGGAAGAGCCAUAGUCUGGGAAACAAUAUGAUGUGUCAGUAUGGCAUGUCAGAGAGCAGGAGUGCCACGUUUCCCAUCGAGAAAGCACGACACUUGCUGGACGACAGCUUCUUAGAGUCUCAGAGUCCAGUCAGACACGAUCCACACAGCACCUCUGUGUCCAAUGGCCUAUCGUUGGGCAGCAGUGAAAGCUCUUUUGGGGAGGAGCUGUCCCCUGGAAUGGAGAGGGGCCGCAUGUACGCAACACUGGGCCCCAACUGGAGGGUCCCUCUCCGCAACUCCCCCAGGAGCCGCAGCUAUGUUUACAGCUCCUCGGCUGCCAACUCCUGCUAUGGAUGCAGUGAGGCCGGCGGUGUGACUAUUGAAGGACCCCUGCGAAGGAAAACACUGCUGAAGGAGGGACGGAAGCCCAAGUUGUCAUCGUGGACCAGAUUUUGGAUCACUCUGUCUGGAUCAACACUGACAUUCUAUGGCGCAAAAGCACUGAGGGCCUCUGAGAGAAAACAUUAUAAGUCCAGCCCCUGUAAGAAGGUGUGUGUGACUGGAUGGAUGGUGGUGCUGCCAGAUGAUCCAGCCAGACCCAACAUCUUCCAGCUUAAUCACCCAGACAAAGGCAAUGUUUACAAGUUCCAGACAGGAUCCAGGUUUUCAGCAAUCAUCUGGAACAAAAACCUGGAAGAGGCUUGUAGAAGCAGUAGACCUCAGAUACCAGCAAACCUCAUGUCAUUUGAAUGAGAGUAGACUUUAACCCGUGGGAAAUUAUUGUGUCAAACUCAUUUGUUUGGAUAGUAGAGAUUGAACACAGUGGAAUGGGACGGUAUCUACUGAUAUGGGAGAGUCAAGAAGAAUCGUUGGAGAAGGUCUUUAAUACUGGAGGAGUGAGUGCAUAUGCCAAAACACCUGCUUUCUUCUUCACCGGGACUAAAUGUAAUGUCAACUGGGGAAAAAUUCAGUUAAUGGAAGACUUUGGUGAGGUUGUCCCUUGUUACUUUCUCUAAGCUUCCUUGUUGACUGUCAUUUGUUAUGCUGC
Molecule: messenger RNA, 1431 nt
Organism: Cottoperca gobio
Lineage: Eukaryota; Metazoa; Chordata; Actinopteri; Perciformes; Bovichtidae
Product: ras-specific guanine nucleotide-releasing factor RalGPS1-like
Exons: 12
Biological process (GO): small GTPase-mediated signal transduction
Molecular function (GO): guanyl-nucleotide exchange factor activity
Source: RefSeq, a predicted model, not a curated record